AUGUCCCUGUCCACGUCCACGUCCACGUCCACGUCCAUCUCCACGUCCACGUCAUACCAUCACCCCGUCCCAUUCUCCUCUCUUUCCAUCUCCCCGCCCCAUUCUCCCGCUUUCCAUCACCCCACCCCGUUCUCCCACUUUCCAUCAACCCGCCACAUUCUCCCCCUUUCCAUCACCCCGCCCCAUCUUCCCGCUUUCCAUCACCCCGCCCCAUCUUCCCGCUUUCCAUCACCCCGCCUCAUCCUCCCGCUUUCCAUCACUCCGCCCCAUUCUCUCGCUUUCCAUCACCCCGCCCCAUUCUGCCUCUUUCCAUCACCCCGCCCCAUUCGCCCCCUUUCCAUCACCCAGCCCCCCUCUCCCGCUUUCUAUCACCCCUCCCCAUUCUCCUGCUUUCCAUCACCUCGCCCCAUUCUCCCGCUUUCCAUCACCCCGCCCCAUUCUCCCUCUUUCCUUCACCCCGCCACAUUCUCCCUCCUUCCAUCACCCCGCCCCAUUGUCCCUCUUUCCAUCACCUCGCCCCAUUCUCCCUUUUUCCAUCACCCCGCCCCAUUCACCCCCUUUCCAUCACCCCGCCCCAUUCUCCCUUUUUCCAUCACCCCGCCCUAUUCUCCCUCUUUUUAUCACCCCGCCCCAUUCUCCUGCUUUCCAUCACCCCACCCCAUUCUCCCUAUUUCCAUCACCCCUCCCCAUACUCCCGCUUUCCAUCACCCCGCCCCAUUCUCCCGCUUUCCAUCACCCCGCCCCAUUCUCCCGCUUUCCAUCAUCCCGCCCCAUUCUCCCUCUUUCCAUCACCCCGCCCCAUUCGCCCUCCUUCCAUCACCCCGCCCCAUUCUCCUACUUUCCAUCACCCCGCCCCAUUCUCCCGCAUUCCAUCACCCCGGCCCAUUCUCCCUCUUUCCAUCACCCCGCCCCAUUCUCCCUCUUUCCAUCACCCUGCCCCAUUCGCCCUCUUUCCAUCACCCCGCCCCAUUCUCCCUCUUUCCAUCACCCUGCCCCAUUCUCCCUCCUUUCAUCACCCCGCCCCAUUCUCCUGCUUUCCAUCACCCAGCCCCAUUCUCCCGCUUUCCAUCACCCCGCCCCCCCCAUUCUCCCUCUUUACAUCACCCCGCCCCAUUCUCCCUCAUUCCAUCACCCCGCCCCAUUCUCCCUCUUUCCAUCACCCAGCCCCAUUCUCCCUCUUUACAUCACCCCGCCCCAUUCUCCCUCAUUCCAUCUCCUCGCCCCAUUCUCCCUCUUUCCAUCACCCAGCCCCAUUCGCCCCCUUUCCAUCACCCUACCCCAUUCUCCCUCUUUCCAACACCCCGCCCCAUUCUCCCUCUUUCUAUCACCCCGCCCUGUUCUCCCUCUUUUCAUCACCCCGCCCCAAUCUCCCGCUUUCCAUCACCCCACCCCAAUCUCCCACUUUACAUCACCCCGCCCCGUUCUCCCGCUACCAUCACCCUGCCCUUUUCUCACGCAUUCCAUCACCCCGCCCCAUUCUCCUGCUUUCCAUCACCCCGGCCCAUUCUCCCGCUUUCCAUCACCCCGCCCCAUCUUCCUGCUUUCCAUCACCCCGCCCCAUCUUCCCACUUUCCAACACCCCGCCCCAUCCUCCUGCUUUCCAUCACCCCGCCCCAUUCUCCCGCUUUCAAUCACCUCGCCCCAUUUUCUGCUUUCCAUCAACUCGCCCCAUUCUCCCGCUUUCCAUCACCCCGCCCCAUUCUCCCGCUUUCCAUCAACCCGCCCCAUUCUCCCUCUUUCCUUCACCCCGCCCCAUUCUCCCUCCUUCCAUCAACCCGCCCCAUUCUCCCUCUUUCCAUCACCCUGCCCCGUUCUCCCUCCUUCCAUCACCCCGCCCCAUUCUCCCUCUUUCCAUCACCCCGCCCCAUUCGCCCCCUUUCCAUCACCCCGCCCUUUUCUCCCUCAUUUUAUCACCCCGCCCCAUUCUCCUGCUUUCCAUCACAUCACCCCAUUCUCCCUCUUUCCAUCACCCCUCCCGAUUCUCCCUAUUUCCAUCAACCCGCCCCAUUCUCCCGCUUUCCAUCACCCCGCCUCAUUCUCCCGCUUUCCAUCACCCCGCCCAAUUCUCCCGCUUUCGAUCACCCCGCCCCAUUUCCCGCUUUCCAUCACCCCGCCCCAUUCUCCCGCUUUCCAUCACCCCGCCCCACUCUCCCGCUUUCCAUCACCCCACCCCAUCUUCCCGCUUUCCAUCACCCCGCCCCAUCUUCCCGCUUUCCAUCACCCCGCCCCAUCCUCCUGCUUUCCAUCACCCCGCCCCAUUCUCUGCUUUCCAUCACCUCGCCCCAUUCUCCCGCUUUCCAUCACCCCGCCCCAUUCUCCCGCUUUCCAUCACCCCGCCCCAUUCUCCCUCUUUCCUUCACCCCGCCCCAUUCUCCCUCCUUCCAUCACCCUGCCCCAUUCUCCCUCAUUCCAUCACCCUGCCCCGUUCUCCCUCCUUCCAUCACCCCGCCCCAUUCUCCCUCUUUCCAUCACCCCGCCCCAUUCACCCCCUUUCCAUCACGCCGCCCUUUUCUCCCUCUUUUUAUCACCCCGCCCUAUUCUCCUGCUUUCCAUCACAUCACCCCAUUCUCCCUCUUUCCAUCACCCCUCCCCAUUCUCCCAAUUUCCAUCACCCCGCCCCAUCUCCCGUAUUCCAUCGCCCCGCCUCAUUCUCCCGCUUUCCAUCAGCCCGCCCCAUUCUCCCGCUUUCGAUCACCCCGCCCCAUUUCCCGCUUUCCAUCACCCCGCCCCAUUCUCCCGCUUUCCAUCACCCCACCCCAUUUUCCUGCUUUCCAUCACCCCACCCCAUUCUCCCACUUUCCUUCACCCCGCCCCAUUCUCCCUCCUUCCAUCACCCCGCCCCAUUCUCCCUCUUUCCAUCACCCCGCCCCAUUCGCCCCCUUUCCAUCACCCCGCCCCAUUCUCCGUCUUUCCAUCACCCCGCCCCAUUCUCCCUCUUUUUAUCACCCCGCCCUAUUCUCCAACUUUCCAUCACAUCGCCCCAUUCUCUCUCUUUCCAUCACCCCGCCCCAUUCUCCCUAUUUCCAUCACCCCGCCCCAUCUCCCGCUUUCCAUCACCCCGCCCCGUUCUCCCGCUUUCCAUCACCCCACCCCAUUCUCCCACUUUCCAUCACCCCGCCCCUUUCUUUCGCUUUUCAUCACCCCGCCCCAUUCUCCCGCUUUCCAUCAACCCGCCCCAUUCUCCCGCUUUCCAUCAACCCCCCCCAUUCUCCCGCUUUCCAUCAACCGGCUCAUUCUCCCUCUUUCCAUCACCCCUCCCCAUUCGCCCUCUUUCCAUCACCCCACCCCAUUCGCCCUCUUUCCAUCACCCCGCCCCAUUCUCCCUCUUUCCAUCACCUAGCCCCAUUCUCCCUCUUUUCAUCACCCCGCUCCAUUCUCCCGCUUUCCAUCACCCCACCACAAUCUCCCGCUUUCCAUCACCCCGGCCCAUUCUCCCGCUUUCCAUCACCCCACCCCAUUCUCCCGCUUUCCAUCACACCGCCCCAUUCUCCCGCUUUCCAUCACCCCGCCCCAUUCUCCCUCUUUCCAUCAACCCGCCCCAUUCUCCCGCUUUCCAUCACCCCGCCCCAUUCUCCCGCUUUCCAUCACCCCGCCCCAUUCUCCCUCUUUCCAUCACCCCGCCCCGUUCUCCCUCAUUCCAUCACCCCGCCCCAUUCACCCUCUUUCCAUCACCCCGCCCCAUUCUCCCUCUCUUUCCAUCACCCCGCCCCAUUCUCCCUCUUUCCAUCACCCCGACCCAUUCGCCCCCUUUCCAUCACCCCGCCCCAUUCUCCCUCUUUCCAUCACCCCGCCCUGUUCUCCCUCUUUUCAUCACCCCGCCCCAAUCUCCCGCUUUCCAUCACCCUGCCCCAAUCUCCCACUUUCCAUCACCCCGCCCCGUUCUCCCGCUUUCCAUCACCCCGCCCCAUUCUCCCGCUUUCCAUCACCCCACCCCAUUCUCCUGCUUUCCAUCACCCCGCCCCAUUCUCCCUCUUUUCAUCACCCCGCCCCAUUCGCCCUCUUUCCAUCACCUCGCCCCAUUCUCCCUCUUUCCAUCACCCUGCCCCAUUCGCCCUCUUUCCAUCACCCCGCCCCAUUCUUCCUCUUUCCAUCACCUUGCCCCAUUCUCCCUCCUUUCAUCACCCCGCCCCAUUCUCCUGCUUUCCAUCAUCCCGCCCCGUUCUCCCGCUUUCCAUCACCCUACUUCAUUCUCCCGCUUUCCAUCACCCCGCCCCAUUCUCCCUCUUUCCAUCACCCCACCCCAUUCUCCCUCUCUUUUCAUCACCCCGCCACAUUCUUCCUCUUUCCAUCACCUCGCCCCAUUCGCCCCCUUUCCAUCACCCCACCCCAUUCUCCCUCUUUCUAACAUCCCGCCCCAUUCUCCCUCUUUCCAUCACCCCGCCCUGUUCACCCUCUUUUCAUCAUCCCGCCCCAAUAUCCCACUUUCCAUCACCCCGCCUUGUUCUCCCGCUUUCCAUCAUCCCGCCCCAUUCUCCCUCUUUCCAUCACCCCGCCCCACUCUCCCGCUUUCCAUCCACCCGUCCCAUUCUCCCGCUUUCCAUCACCCCGCCCCAUUCUCCCGCUUUCCAUCACCCCGCCCCGUUCUCCCGCUUUCCAUCACCCCGCCACAUUCUCCCCCUUUCCAUCACCCCGCCCCAUUCUCUUGCUUUCCAUCACCCCGCCCCAUUCUCCGCUUUCCAUCACCUCGCCCCAUUCUCCCGCUUUCCAUCACCCCGCCCCAUUCUCCCUCUUUCCAUCACCUGGCCCCGUUCUCCCUCCUUCCAUCACCCCGCUCCAUUCUCCCUCUUUCCAUCACCCCGCCCCAUUCGUCCCCUUUCCAUCACCCCGCCCUAUUCUCCCUCUUUUUAUCACCCCGCCCCAUUCUCCUGCUUUCCAUCUCUCACCCCAUUCUCCCUCUUUCCAUUACCCCGCCCCAUUCUCCCUAUUUCCAUCAUCCCGCCCCAUUCUCCCGCUUUCCAUCACCCCGCCUCAUUCUCCCGCUUUCCAUCACCCCGCCCCAUUCUCCCGCUUUCCAUCACCCCGCCCCGUUUUCCCGCUUUCCAUCACCCAGCCCCCCUCUCCCACUUUCCAUCACCCUGCCCUAUUCUCCCGCUUUCCAUCACCCCGCCCCAUUCUCCCGCUUUCCAUCACCCCGCCCCAUUCUCCCUCUUUCCUUCACCCCGCCACAUUCUCCCUCCUUCCAUCACCCCGCCCCAUUCUCCCUCUUUCCAUCACCCCGCCCCAUUCGCCCCCUUUCCAUCACCCCGCCCCAUUCUCCUUAUUUCAAUCACCCCACCCUAUUCUCCCUCUUUUUAUCACCCCGCCCCAUUCUCCUGCUUUCCAUCACAUCGCCCCAUUUUCCGGCUUUCCAUUACCCCGCCCCAUUCUCCCGCUUUCCAUCACCCCGCCCCAUUCUCCUGCUUUCCAUCACCCCGCCCCAUUCUCCCGUUUUCCUUCACCCCGCCUCAUUCUUCCUUCUUCCAUCACCCCGCCCCAUUCUCCCUCUUUCCAUCACCCCGCCCCGUUCUCCCUCCUUCCAUCAUCCCGCCCCAUUCUCCCUCUUUCCAUCACCCCGCCACAUUCGCCCUCUUUCCAUCACCCCGCCCCAUUCUCCCUCUUUCCAUCACCCCGCCCUAUUCUCCCUCUUUUCAUCACCCCGCCCCUUUCUCUUGCUUUCCAUCACCCCGCCCCAUUCUCAUGCUUUCCAUCACCCCGCCCCAUUCUCCCGCUUUCCAUCACCCCACUUCAUUCUCCCGCUUUCCAUCACCCCGCCCCAUUCUCCCUCCUUCCAUCACCCCGCCCCAUUCUCCCUCUUUCCAUCACCCCGGCCCAUUCACCCUCAUUCCAUCACCCCGCCCCAUUCUCCCUCUUUCCAUCACCUCGCCCCAUUCUCCCUCUCUUUCCAUCACCCCGCCCCAUUCUCCCUCUUUCCAUCACCCCGCCCCAUUCGCCCCCUUUCCAUCACCCCGCCCCAUUCUCCCUAUUUCCAUCAGCCCGCCCUAUUCUCCCUCUUUCCAUCACCCCGCCCUGUUCUCCCUCUUUUCAUCACCCCGCCCCAAUCUCCCGCUUUCCAUCAGCCCGCCCCAAUCUCCCACUUUCCAUCACCCCGCCCCGUUCUCCCGCUUUCCAUCACCUCACCCCAUACUCCUGCUUUCCAUCACCUCGGCCCAUUCUCCCGCUUUCCAUCACCCCGCCCCAUUCUCCCGCUUUCCAUCACCCCGCCACCUUCUCCCCCUUUCCAUCACCCCGCCCCAUUCUCCCGCUUUCCAUCACCCCGCCCCAUCUUCCCGCUUUCCAUCACCCCGCCCCAUCUUCCUGCUUUCCAUCACCCCGCCCCAUCCUCCUGCUUUCCAUCACCCCACCCCAUUCUCCCCUUUUCUAUCACCCCGCCCCAUUCUCUGUUUUCCAUCACCUCGCCCCAUUCUCCCGCUUUCCAUCACCCUGCCCCAUUCUCCCGCUUUCCAUCACCCUGCCCCAUUCUCCCUUUUUCCUUCACCCCGCCCCAUUCUCCCUCCUUUCAUCACCCCGCCCCAUUCUCCCUCUUUCCAUCACCCUGCCCCAUUCUCCAUCCUUCCAUCACCCCGCCCCAUUCUCCCUCUUUCCAUCACCCCGCCCCAUUCGCCCCCUUUCCAUCACCCCGCUCUAUUCUCCCUCUUUUUAUCACCCCGCCCCAUUCUCCUGCUUUCCAUCACAUCACCCCAUUCUCCCUCUUUCCAUCACCCCUCCCCAUUCUUCCUAUUUCCAUCACCCCGCCCCAUUCUCCCGCUUUCCAUCACCCCGCCUCAUUCUUCCGCUUUCCAUCACCCCGCCCCAUUCUCCCGCUUUCGAUCACCCCGCCCCAUUUCCCGCUUUCCAUCACCAUGCCCCCCUCUCCCGCUUUCCAUCACCCCGCCCCAUUCUCCCGCUUUCCAUCACCCCGCUCCAUUCUCCCGCUUUCCAUCACCCCACCCCAUUCUCCCUCUUUCCCUCACCCCGCCCCAUUCUCCCUCCUUCCAUCACCCCGCCCCAUUCUCCCUCUUUCCAUCACCCCGCCCCAUUCACCCCCUUUCCAUCACCCCGCCCCAUUCUCCCUCUUUCCAUCACCCUGCCCUAUUCUACCUCUCUUUAACACCCCGCCCCAUCCUCCUGCUUUCCAUCACAUCGCCCCAUUCUUUCUCUUUCCAUCACCCCGCCCCAUUCUCCCUGUUUCCAUCACCCCGCCCCAUCUCCCGCUUUCCAUCACCCCGCCCCGUUCUCCCACUUUCUUUCACCCCGCCCCAUUCUCCCGCUUUCCAUCACCCCGCCCCAUUCUCCCGCUUUCCAUCACCCCGCCCCAUUCUCCCUCUUUCCAUCACCCCGCCCUAUUCUCCCCCUGUCCAUCACCCUGCCUCAUUCUCCCGCUUUCCAUCACCCCGCCCCAUUUUCCCGCUUUCCAUCAACCCGGCCCAUUCUCCCUCUUUCCAUCACCCCUCCCCAUUCGCCCUCUUUCCAUCACCCCACCCCAUUCGCCCUCUUUCCAUCACCCUGCCCCAUUUUCCCUCUUUCCAUCACCUCGCCCCAUUCUCCCUCUUUUCAUCACCCCGCCCCAUUCUCCUGCUUUCCAUCACCCCGCCCCAAUCUCCCGCUUUCCAUCACCCCGUCCCAUUCUCCCGCUUUCCAUCACCCCGCCCCAUUCUCCCGCUUUCCAUCACCCCGCCCCAUUUUCCCGCUUUCCAUCAACCCGGCCCAUUCUCCCUCUUUCCAUCACCCCGCCCCAUUUUCCCUCUUUCCAUCACCUCGCCCCAUUCUCCCUCUUUUCAUCACCCCGCCCCAUUCUCCUGCUUUCCAUCACCCCGCCCCAAUCUCCUGCUUUCCAUCACCCCGGCCCAUUCUCCCGCUUUCUAUCACCCCGCCCCAUCUUCCUGCUUUCCAUUACCCCGCCCCAUCUUCCCACUUUCCAACACCCCGCCCCAUCCUCCUGCUUUCCAUCACCCCGCCCCAUUCUCCCGCUUUCAAUCACCUCGCCCCAUUUUCUGCUUUCCAUCACCUCGCCCCAUUCUCCCGCUUUCCAUCACCCCGCCCCAUUCUCCCGCUUUCCAUCAACCCGCCCCAUUCUCCCUCUUUCCUUCACCCCGCCCCAUUCUCCCUCCUUCCAUCAACCCGCCCCAUUCUCCCUCUUUCCAUCACCCUGCCCCGUUCUCCCUCCUUCCAUCACCCCGCCCCAUUCUCCCUCUUUCCAUCACCCCGCCCCAUUCGCCCCCUUUCCAUCACCCCGCCCUUUUCUCCCUCUUUUUAUCACCCCGCCCCAUUCUCCUGCUUUCCAUCACAUCACCCCAUUCUCCCUCUUUCCAUCACCCCUCCCGAUUCUCCCUAUUUCCAUCAACCCGCCCCAUUCUCCCGCUUUCCAUCACCCCACCUCAUUCUCCCGCUUUCCAUUACCCCGCCCCAUUCUCCCGCUUUCGAUCACCCCGCCCCAUUUCCCGCUUUCCAUCACCCCGCCCCAUUCUCCCGCUUUCCAUCACCCCGCCCCACUCUCCUGCUUUCCAUCACCCCACCCCAUCUUCCCGCUUUCCAUCACCCCGCCCCAUCUUCCCGCUUUCCAUCACCCCGCCCCAUCCUCCUGCUUUCCAUCACCCCGCCCCAUUCUCUGCUUUCCAUCACCUCGCCCCAUUCUCCCGCUUUCCAUCACCCCGCCCCAUUCUCCCGCUUUCCAUCACCCCGCCCCAUUCUCCCUCUUUCCUUCACCCCGCCCCAUUCUCCCUCCUUCCAUCACCCUGCCCCAUUCUCCCUCAUUCCAUCACCCUGCCCCGUUCUCCCUCCUUCCAUCACCCCGCCCCAUUCUCCCUCUUUCCAUCACCCUGCCCCAUUCACCCCGUUUCCAUCACGCCGCCCUUUUCUCCCUCUUUUUAUCACCCCGCCCUAUUCUCCUGCUUUCCAUCACAUCACCCCAUUCUCCCUCUUUCCAUCACCCCUCCCCAUUCUCCCAAUUUCCAUCACCCCGCCCCAUCUCCCGUAUUCCAUCGCCCCGCCUCAUUCUCCCGCUUUCCAUCAGCCCGCCCCAUUCUCCCGCUUUCGAUCACCCCGCCCCAUUUCCCGCUUUCCAUCACCCCGCCCCAUUCUCCCGCUUUCCAUCACCCCACCCCAUUUUCCUGCUUUCCAUCACCCCACCCCAUUCUCCCUCUUUCCUUCACCCCGCCCCAUUCUCCCUCCUUCCAUCACCCCGCCCCAUUCUCCCUCUUUCCAUCACCCCGCCCCAUUCGCCCCCUUUCCAUCACCCCGCCCCAUUCUCCGUCUUUCCAUCACCCCGCCCCAUUCUCCCUCUUUUUAUCACCCCGCCCUAUUCUCCAACUUUCCAUCACAUCGCCCCAUUCUCUCUCUUUCCAUCACCCCGCCCCAUUCUCCCUAUUUCCAUCACCCCGCCCCAUCUCCCGCUUUCCAUCACCCCGCCCCGUUCUCCCGCUUUCCAUCACCCCACCCCAUUCUCCCACUUUCCAUCACCCCGCCCCUUUCUUUCGCUUUUCAUCACCCCGCCCCAUUCUCCCGCUUUCCAUCAACCCGCCCCAUUCUCCCGCUUUCCAUCAACCCCCCCCAUUCUCUCGCUUUCCAUCAACCGGCUCAUUCUCCCUCUUUCCAUCAACCCUCCCCAUUCGCCCUCUUUCCAUCACCCCACCCCAUUCGCCCUCUUUCCAUCACCCCGCCCCAUUCUCCCUCUUUCCAUCACCUAGCCCCAUUCUCCCUCUUUUCAUCACCCCGCUCCAUUCUCCCGCUUUCCAUCACCCCACCACAAUCUCCCGCUUUCCAUCACCGCGGCCCAUUCUCCCGCUUUCCAUCACCCCACCCCAUUCUCCCGCUUUCCAUCACACCGCCCCAUUCUCCCGCUUUCCAUCACCCCGCCCCAUUCUCCCUCUUUCCAUCAACCCGCCCCAUUCUCCCGCUUUCCAUCACCCCGCCCCAUUCUCCCGCUUUCCAUCACCCCGCCCCAUUCUCCCUCUUUCCAUCACCCCGCCCCGUUCUCCCUCAUUCCAUCACCCCGCCCCAUUCACCCUCUUUCCAUCACCCCGCCCCAUUCUCCCUCUCUUUCCAUCACCCCGCCCCAUUCUCCCUCUUUCCAUCACCCUGCCCCAUUCUCCCUCUUUCCAUCACCCCGCCCUAUUCUCCCUCUUUUCAUCACCCCGGCCCAUUCUCUUGCUUUCCAUCACCCCGCCCCAUUCUCCUGCUUUCCAUCACCCCGCCCCAUUCUCCCGCUUUCCAUCACCCCACUUCAUUCUCCCGCUUUCCAUCACCCCGCCCCAUUCUCCCUCCUUCCAUCACCCCGCCCCAUUCUCCCUCUUUCCAUCACCCCGGCCCAUUCACCCUCAUUCCAUCACCCCGCCCCAUUCUCCCUCUUUCCAUCACCUCGCCCCAUUCUCCCUCUCUUUCCAUCACCCCGCCCCAUUCUCCCUCUUUCCAUCACCCCGCCCCAUUCGCCCCCUUUCCAUCACCCCGCUCCAUUCUCCCUAUUUCCAUCACCCCGCCCUAUUCUCCCUCUUUCCAUCACCCCGCCCUGUUCUCCCUCUUUUCAUCACCCCGCCCCAAUCUCCCGCUUUCCAUCAGCCCGCCCCAAUCUCCCACUUUCCAUCACCCCGCCCCGUUCUCCCGCUUUCCAUCACCUCACCCCAUACUUCUGCUUUCCAUCACCUCGGCCCAUUCUCCCGCUUUCCAUCACCCCGCCCCAUUCUCCCGCUUUCCAUCACCCCGCCACCUUCUCCCCCUUUCUAUCACCCCGCCCCAUUCUCCCGCUUUCCAUCACCCCGCCCCAUCUUCCCGCUUUCCAUCACCCCGCCCCAUCUUCCUGCUUUCCAUCACCCCGCCCCAUCCUCCUGCUUUCCAUCACCCCACCCCAUUCUCCCCUUUUCUAUCACCCCGCCCCAUUCUCUGUUUUCCAUCACCUUGCCCCAUUCUCCCGCUUUCCAUCACCCUGCCCCAUUCUCCCGCUUUCCAUCACCCCGCCCCAUUCUCCCUUUUUCCUUCACCCCGCCCCAUUCUCCCUCCUUUCAUCACCCCGCCCCAUUCUCCCUCUUUCCAUCACCCUGCCCCGUUCUCCCUCCUUCCAUCACCCCGCCCCAUUCUCCCUCUUUCCAUCACCCCGCCCCAUUCGCCCCCUUUCCAUCACCCCGCUCUAUUCUCCCUCUUUUUAUCACCCCGCCCCAUUCUCCUGCUUUCCAUCACAUCACCCCAUUCUCCCUCUUUCCAUCACCCCUCCCCAUUCUUCCUAUUUCCAUCACCCCGCCCCAUUCUCCCGCUUUCCAUCACCCCGCCUCAUUCUUCCGCUUUCCAUCACCCCGCCCCAUUCUCCCGCUUUCGAUCACCCCGCCCCAUUUCCCGCUUUCCAUCACCAUGCCCCCCUCUCCCGCUUUCCAUCACCCCGCCCCAUUCUCCCGCUUUCCAUCACCCCGCUCCAUUCUCCCGCUUUCCAUCACCCCACCCCAUUCUCCCUCUUUCCCUCACCCCGCCCCAUUCUCCCUCCUUCCAUCACCCCGCCCCAUUCUCCCUCUUUCCAUCACCCCGCCCCAUUCACCCCCUUUCCAUCACCCCGCCCCAUUAUCCCUCUUUCCAUCACCCUGCCCUAUUCUACCUCUCUUUAACACCCCGCCCCAUCCUCCUGCUUUCCAUCACAUCGCCCCAUUCUUUCUCUUUCCAUCACCCCGCCCCAUUCUCCCUGUUUCCAUCACCCCGCCCCAUCUCCCGCUUUCCAUCACCCCGCCCCGUUCUCCCACUUUCUUUCACCCCGCCCCAUUCUCCCGCUUUCCAUCACCCCGCCCCAUUCUCCCGCUUUCCAUCACCCCGCCCCAUUCUCCCUCUUUCCAUCACCCCGCCCUAUUCUCCCCCUGUCCAUCACCCUGCCUCAUUCUCCCGCUUUCCAUCACCCCGCCCCAUUUUCCCGCUUUCCAUCAACCCGGCCCAUUCUCCCUCUUUCCAUCACCCCUCCCCAUUCGCCCUCUUUCCAUCACCCCACCCCAUUCGCCCUCUUUCCAUCACCCUGCCCCAUUUUCCCUCUUUCCAUCACCUCGCCCCAUUCUCCCUCUUUUCAUCACCCCGCCCCAUUCUCCUGCUUUCCAUCACCCCGCCCCAAUCUCCCGCUUUCCAUCACCCCGUCCCAUUCUCCCGCUUUCCAUCACCCCGCCCCAUUCUCCCGCUUUCCAUCACCCCGCCCCAUUUUCCCGCUUUCCAUCAACCCGGCCCAUUCUCCCUCUUUCCAUCACCCCUCCCCAUUCGCCCUCUUUCCAUCACCCCACCCCAUUCGCCCUCUUUCCAUCACCCUGCCCCAUUUUCCCUCUUUCCAUCACCUCGCCCCAUUCUCCCUCUUUUCAUCACCCCGCCCCAUUCUCCCGCUUUCCAUCACCCCACCCCAUUCUCCCUCUUUCCAUCACCCCGCCCCAUUCUCCCGCUUUCCAUCACCCCGUCCCAUUCUCCCGCUUUCCAUCACCCCGCCCCAUUCUCCCGCUUUCCAUCACCCCGCCCCAUCCGCUUUCCAUCACCCCGCCCCAUUCUCCCGCUUUCCAUCACCCCACCCCAUUCUCCCUCUUUCCAUCACCCCGCCCCAUUCUCCCGCUUUCCAUCACCCCGCCCCAUUCUCCCUCUUUCCAUCACCCGUCCCCAUUCUCCCUCUUUCCAUCACCCCGCCCCAUUCACCCGCUUUCCAUCACCCAGCCCCAUUCUCCCGCUUUCCAUCAGCCCGCCUCUUUCCCCCUUUUCCAUCACCCCUUCCCAUUCUCCCGCUUUCCAUCACCCCGCCUGCUCGUGUUGAUGCUCGUGUGUCAGAUGCUCGUGUGUGGUUGUCUCGUUGUGCGCACUGCGAGUAAUCGCCCCUCCCCUGUCGUCAUCACCGCACGCCUUUCGUUUCUCCAUGGACGAGAGAAGCAGAUCAUUCACCUUGCCGCAGUUCGCCCCAUUUGCCCUCUCCCCAUCUACCCUUCCCAUCUCCUGUUCCUAUUUCCCCUCCCCAUCUUCCCUCCCCAUCUCCCUCCCUAUCUCUCGCACCCUACUCAGAUCCCGGGGUGGAGCGGCCUCGCCAACGCAUGCGCCACCAUCUUUGGGGACCACUACCCCCUGCCGCCCAGCCAGCAGAUGCCACCAAUCCUCCUCACUCCCACUGCACCACCCUUGCAUGCUCCAUGCAGCUCUUCCCUACCUCCGCGCUCCCACGCUCUCUGUCCCACCUCCAUUGCUCCCACCUCCACCACCCACAUCGACCUAGUUGCUGAUGCCGUAGCUGCUCCACUCGCUCCCCUAACUGCGUUGCUGUCGGCCCAAACCCAUCCGACCCGUUCGUUGCACUGCCUGCUCACCUGCCCCCACCUCCUCUCAUACUCUCUUUGCAAAAACACGGACGAGGCGCGGGCGAGGGACGGACUGACAAGGCACCUCCUUGCUCGCCUCCUCCGUGCCGGCGGAGGAGCGCCUGUCUUUGGAGGCGCCUCAAAAGGCGGCGACGGUGCUGGCAUACUCAUGGCACUGCCCUCCUCCGCGUUGCAUGAGGAACGAGCCGCCACCCGUGCUGCCCACCACGUGAGAUGCACGAGGCUGAAGGGCGGAGUGGACAAAAUGGCGGAGUUUGCAGCUUAG
This is a messenger RNA of Closterium sp. NIES-65, 13542 nucleotides long. NCBI's taxonomy places the organism in Eukaryota, Viridiplantae, Streptophyta, Zygnematophyceae, Desmidiales, Closteriaceae. The record is from the annotation of a GenBank genome assembly.